AGGAAGACGGAAAGGUGGACUAUCCAUUCACCACGUGUCACUUUAAGAACGUCGGUGAUCACGUGCGCAGCGCUUUUCACACACACACAAAAAAAAGUUUGACAUAAAUUUCGAAAAUUAUUUUGCAAUUGUCCAAGUUCUUCAUAUUGUCCGAGAAAUAAACGUGGAUAGUGGUACGAUGGACCGGAUAUCCCAGAAAAUUCUGACUUCAGGAUUUGCUCUUGACCUGGGACCCCUGAAAGAGCCCUUGGCAUUUAUUCGAGUGCUCGAAUGGGUCUUCUCCAUAUUUGCCUUCGCUACAACGUCUGGUUAUGCCGGCUCUACGAGCAUCAACGUGCAGUGCCAUGGAGGCAGCAGCCAAGAAAUCACUGCUGACUUUAACUACCCGUUCAGACUCAUGGCUCACCCGUACAGUGUGCCCUCCUGUAAGAACGACUCCAGCACUAUCCAGAACUAUCUGACCGGCGACUACUCUUCCUCAGCUGAGUUCUACGUCUGUAUCGGGGUGUUUGCCUUCCUCUACAGCACCGCCAGCCUGGUGAUCUACCUGGGCUACCAGCACGUCUACAGGCAGACCAGCCGCGGCCCCAUUGUGGACCUGCUGGUGACAGCAGCCUUUGCCUUCCUGUGGCUGGUGUCCUCCUCUGCCUGGGGUAAAGGCCUGACUGACGUCAAGUGGGCUACCAGCCCCUCUAACCUGGUAGGCUUAAUCUCCACCUGCAAGGACGUCGGCAACAAGUGCACACCGGGAGCAGUGCCUCACGUGGGACGACUCAACUCCUCUGUGAUCUUUGGAUUCCUCAAUCUGAUAUUGUGGGGUGGUAACUGCUGGUUCAUCUUUAAGGAAACAUCUUUCCACAAGUCAGCCAACCCCCCUGCGGACGUAGAGGAUGGUUCAGGGGUCAGGCCCCUGCCGUCCUAACUGGGCAGUUCUCUGCUGUCGACGGCUGUGUUCCAGACUGCCUGCAAAUGCAGUCACCACUGCAUCAAUUACCCAAUCUUUGGGGCGAAUCUUUAACUUCCACUCAAAUUCUCACAUAGUCGUGCAUCGAUGCCAAUAGGAGACGAUGUGACUUUGUGGAAGUUAAGAUUUUUCCCCUCUGUGUGAUUUCUGACUUGUUAAACACUUAUCCAGGCGUUUUGAGAUGUGACUAUGCAGAUGACCUGGAACAGGGCUGCAGUUCCCUCCCAACCAAGUAGUUCCUUUACCUUUUUCAAAUGAUUUGUAAAUUGGUUCGAAUGCUGCUUAGAAAUGUCUAACGUAAACUUAACCACUGUUUCUUUCAUGCAUUGCCAACAUUUAUUUUUCAAAAGCUUUCGACAUGGUGCAUUUUAGGUUCUUUAAAUAGGUACAAAACUGAAUCCAGCAAAUAUUAAAGGAGACAUUUUGGGCGGGGGGGGGUGAAUUUAAGUCAACUAGUUUUGUUUCAUGCUGUUAACUCUUUACUUAAAAUAAAAAAUAUAUAUAUUUUUUAAAAUCUUUAUUUAACUAGGCAAGUCAAUUAAGAACACAUUCUUAUUUACAAUGGUGGCCUAGGAACAGUGGGUUAACUGUCUUGUUCAGGGGCAGAACAACAGAUUUUUACCUUGUCAGGGAUUUGAACUUGCAACCUUUCAGUUACUAGUCCAACUCUCUAACCACUAGGCUACCCUGCUGCCUGCUGUUAUACUUAACUUUAUAACUAACCCAAUGCAACAGUAUAACUAACCCAAUGCAACAAUCAAAUCAGUUUAUUAAAAAGUUGCUGUGUGAUUAUUUCUUUUUGUUACUUUGUGGAUAGUGUAGUGUUUUUGAUUUAAUGUGUAUAAAAAAAUCAACAAAGUGCUUAUUACAACAAGGGCUUUGCUUGUUAUUUGCCACUUAUAAGAAACUAUGCAGAGAUGUUUACGGACAUCUGUGAUGCUAUGAUCAUUUCUACACUACUUUUGUCAUGUUCGAAAUGUGCCUUUUCUUUCUUUGUGCCAGAAGGUUUGUAAUAUUUAAUGUGUUUUUAAAUUAAAACGUUUUUUUUGUAUGGGGAAAAAAUAAAGCCUGCAAAGUCCUGUUUUCACUUUGUCACAAGUAGUGAUGAAUUUCAUACCUUUUGGUCAUUUUUCAACUUUACAAAACCAUUUUAAAUGAUGUUCUGUAUUUCCUUGGGUCUCUUCUUCCUCCGCUUUGUGAAGUCGGAACCUUUUCACUCCUUAACAAAACAUGUUAUCUUUCAAAUGGUACGUCUCGUUCAGUAUUGUUUCUAGAUACAUUUCCAUUUAAGGUAUCAUUAUUGUGACACACACCAUUACAAACAAUGCUGUAAAUUAAAGGGAAAUAGCUGGUAAA
This is a messenger RNA of Salvelinus fontinalis (brook trout), 2320 nucleotides long. RefSeq names its product synaptophysin-like protein 1. The transcript is spliced from 6 exons. Lineage: Eukaryota; Metazoa; Chordata; Actinopteri; Salmoniformes; Salmonidae. Gene Ontology annotation, cellular component: synaptic vesicle; synaptic vesicle membrane. The coding region runs from base 179 to 922 and encodes 247 amino acids. The record is from RefSeq and is a predicted model, not a curated record.